UUAGACAGUGUGUUUUGAAUUUUUAGAUGAUCAUAAUACAUUAUGGUGUUACUUGUGAUCCUAGCACAUAAUUAUCUUUCUAAUUCUACUUGAGUUUGUUAUUGGCAUAUCAUGAGAUCACAUUUUAUUCUUGGAUUUUUUUUCUCUCUUUCAAGUUAUGUUUCUUUAUUUUCUCUUUGAUGAAUUAGUUCAGUAUUUUUGUUUUUUUGGUGUUAUAAUUGUUUAACUAAUCCAAUUGUGCUCCUGUGAUAACCUAUAUUUCUUGAACUUUAAUAAACUUUUCUACCCAGGGAUGAUCUACGAAAAUCCUUGAUGAAUGUGUAAUUGAAAGUAACAUUAGUUUCUCAAGGGAAAGAUAAGUGUGCAUGAUGUAGUUGCAGAAUAAGAUGGUACAACAAGAACAAAUCCUACAAUCAUGAAGUAACAGUGUUAUCUUAACUUUAGAGUAGGUGACUAGGAUUUGUCUGGUUUGUUUGAGAUCAUAGAUUUUUUUUUAUUUGGUGAAAUUGACUGAGAAUUGAUUAUAAUCAGGCAAAUGUUGGUCAGGAUUGGCGAGACCAUAAAGGAAUUUAGCAUUGUUGACCAAUAUUUAAAUCAUUAGGAUUGUGCCAGAAAUUGAUCUAAAUCAGUUAAAGAUCAGCUGUAACUGAUUGGAUUGGUUGAAUCGAUCUAGGAUUAGCCUAUUUCUUUUUAUCAAUUUUUUACAUAUCAUUGCCAAAAUUCCAUUUUGUGAUAAUUUUAGGAUUUCACUCAGCUAAUUUCAUGAGCUACUGUAUUUAUAUGAUAUUGCCAAGAAGCGGGAGAUGAUCAUGCUUUUGACAUGGUGGUCAUGGAGGCACAUCUUUUGCCAAUAGCUUGGUGAUAACUGGAAGUUGCACAAGAGGAAUAGUUGUUCAGAGGAGAGAACAUCACACAUAAAAGGCCACUGGAGUAGUUGUAUGGUGGGGACAUUCUAUAGGGUUGGAGAAACGAUGAAGGAUGACAGAAUGAGACGGUGAGGACGAUAAGGUUAGUGGCAUUGAGGAUUUGGGUAUUAGCUUUACUCUUUCUUAGUAUCAGUGGCCACACACUCAGUGUCUCAGUUCUCAAAGCCUGGAAACGAUUUGGAGAUUCAAGGCUGUCCUCCAUUUGCUUGAAUUUUCCGUGAGUGGAGGAGGCUUUUGGGUGAUUGCUGUGUGUCUCAUGUGUAGGAAGUAGAGGGUGAAUGUUACUGCAGGUGCCUUGGAGUGCCAGCAGUGAUGUGUGGUUGAGCCAGCUGACACCUUAGUACUUGGCCUUGGUCAGCCAAGGUCGAUGGGCAGCCGGAUUUAAUAAUUAAAGCUGACACCAUCAGAGAUUUGAGUAUUUGACACUGAUUACUUCUUGCAUCAAGUGUUGCAUUUUGACUUCACAAACAUUGAUUGAGCGCGACAGGGAGAUGCAAUUCCUUCUGUCAAAACGGAAAGAUGUUCUAAUCACCAGAGAUGAGAGGAUCAUUUGGUGCAGUUAUUCUCACAGGUUAUGGCAUGGUUGCUUUCUUUCUACCACAUGUGUUUAUCUUGAUCCUUGUUUUGAAAUGUAUACUUAGUUAUUGAAAGAAAAAAGAGCUGCUUAUGCAUCGAAGCAACGAGGUCAGAUGUACACAACCUUAAGUACUCAUUAUCUACAUCUUGGUUUUUACUUUCUUGGUGUUAAAUGAAACUGGAGUGUCUUGAGCGAGAGAGAGAGUCUUGCAAGGACUCGAAAGCCAUGGGAAGUUCUUGUGACAUAUAUCAUCAACUCAGCAUGGAUAGGAUCGAUGGAUAUUGGAUCAGAUGAUUUGGGUGUCGUGCUAUUUGUGAACUUGAAAUGUACCUCUUCUUCCUCGACAUCUGGGCUAUUCUGUAGAACUUGUUCAUCCCGGUCGGAGCGCGUGAGCUUGAGCCCAAGAAAUAGCCUGGAUUGAUGUCAACAGGGUUUGCUUGGCUUCACUUGAGGUGUACACGGAGAGACAAAUGUGAAGACCACAAGUCGUCUUUAAAGAUAAGAGGAAAAUGUCAGGACUAUUAUUCGUGGGUUUGUGGAAGAAUUUUAGUGAGUAACGACUUCCAACAUAAGCGUGUCAAAGGAUUGCGAGGUGCCUUUGGAUCAACUAUUCUGUUCUUUCAACAUAGCUGCAGCUUUCAGAAUAGUCUUCUUUUGAAAUGUUGUGCGGUGACUGGAAGAUUGACAAGUAAAAGCAGGCAGCCACUAUGAACCAGUGCUGCAGGGCUUCCACAGUCUUUGGCAGAAGCUGUGCGCGAAGAGGAGACUUGCUCUCUCCGUUUGCCUAUGGCCGCCACCAAACCAUCAGCCAUCUUUCCUCUGCUGCUGCUACUGCCACUGCUGCAUCUCCUUUCUUCUGGAUUCGCAGCUGCAGGACAAGAAGAUUGCCCUCCAUUCUCCUGUGGGCAGCUCCGGUACGUCAAAUACCCUUUCCGUCGCAAAGAUGAUCCAGCUAUCUGCGGGAACACAACCUACCAACUCAGCUGCGACGCCAACAGAUCUACCAUCAGGAUUGGCUCUGCGGACUACUUCGUCAAUCGGAUAUCGUACGUAUCGUCCGAUUCUAGUUGGAUCCGGCUGGUGGAUCCUAACCUCGCCAAUGGAAGUUGUGGUCUCCCUGCCCAACCCUUACCGCCCACCAAGUUGCCGAUCGCGGGACUCGUUUGCGAUUCAUAUUACUGGGCCAGUUUCGUGAGUUGCAGCAAGACGAUCCAGAACGACACACAGUAUCACCUCCUUUCAUGUCGGAGCCGCAAGGACACGUUUGUCUAUGUCAUCGUAGCCCCAGAAGCAUAUGAACUGCGCUACCUUCAUCCGUGGUGCGAGUAUCUAUCAAUGAUUCCGGUCGCUUAUGAUGCAUUUGUGAUACCACCGAGUUCAGCGAUCGACGCAUUCAGCAUCCUGCAGAAGGGGUUCGAUUUUUAUAUUCCUGGAAGACCUCCUCAUAUUCCUGGAAGCCGUCGUCAGUCGAAAUCUACCAUAAUUCACUGGGAAUCGAUCAUAAUUCACCGAUGUCUGAAAGAAGCCACAAGCAUGUUCUCCGACCUAAUAACCAGCAAGCAGCUACUAUCCAUCGUCUCCUCCGUGGUCAGAAGUGAAUAUUAUUUUGCAGCCUGCGUGGACUACGGCACUUUCAUUUCUGGGAUUACCGUUGCUGCAACCGUACUCAUUCUGAUUGUACAGCUCUUGAUAGUACUGUUGAUCCUAGGCCGCUUCGUGAUCGCGCCGAUCACACUCUGUGUCUUCCUUGCUCACAAACUGUGGGUCAGCCGAGCCUCCGUGGACACCGUGGAGAAGUUCCUCCGCGCUCAGCAAACGCUGACGCCCACCAGAUACGCCUACACCGACAUCGUCGCCAUCACCCGGCACUUCAGGCAGAAGCUGGGCCAGGGAGGGUUCGGAUCCGUGUUCAAGGGCGAGCUCGCCGGUGGCCUUCUCGUGGCCGUCAAACUGCUCGGACACUCCAAAUGCAACGGCGACGAGUUCAUCAGCGAAGUCUCCACCAUCGGCAGGAUCCACCAUGUGAAUGUGGUGAGGCUGGUCGGCUACUGCGCCGAGGGAUCCAAGCGGGCGCUCGUCUACGAGUACAUGCCCAAUGGCUCCCUCGACAGGUUCAUCUUCUCUUCCAAACCAACCACGGCCCGCACUUUUACCUCGGAAAAGCUCAUCGACAUAGCUAUGGGCGUCGCCCGCGGCAUCCACUACUUGCAUCGAGGGUGUGACAUGCAGAUUCUGCACUUCGACAUCAAGCCUCAUAACAUUCUCCUCGACCGCAAUUUCACGCCCAAGAUUUCUGAUUUCGGACUCGCAAAACUGUAUCCAAAGGGCAACAGUCUGGUGUCAGUCAGUGCCGCCAGGGGGACGGUGGGAUACAUAGCUCCCGAGUUGAUCUCCAGGAGCUUUGGAAUCAUAUCGCACAAAUCAGAUGUCUAUAGCUUUGGGAUGCUGCUGAUGGAGAUGGCAGGAAGGAGGAGGAACGUGGAUCCUCGUGCAGAGAAUUCGAGCCAGGUUUACUAUCCUUCGUGGAUAUACGACAAGCUCGCUCGGCAGCAGGAGAUCCAAUUCGACGACACCUUGGAGAUAGAGGAGUUGGAGAAGAAGCUGGCGGUGGUUGGAUUGUGGUGCAUCCAAAUAAAGCCAUCGGAGAGACCGACAAUGGCAAAGGUGUUGGAAAUGCUGGAAGCUGAUGCGAGCAGCCUGCCGAUGCCCCCCAAACCCUUCUUUUCCUCCGUGGAUUCCACUUCAGAAACAAAGACUUGCUUGGUUUCAUCUUCCGCUGAGCUAUCCAUCAUCUCGGAAUGAAAAAUCAUUGUUCAAAAGAGUAGAAAUAAGCAAUUGGAAUGGUGCACUGCAAUAAAGAAUCCGAGAAGAGGCAACAUGCCAUGAAGGUGGAUCAGUCAACGAGUCCUGUUUAGUUCGUCUAAUCUACUUAUGAAGAACUCAGCUUUAGCCUGAAGACUACAAAAAUUAAUGGCCUGUUGUUUAAUAUAGUUAUCAAUGUGGAGAAAUCAUUCUCUCUUCCGAUGUACUAUUUAGUCACGUAACACUGGUAAUUUAGUCGUACUAGUUAGUUCUUCCAGUGCUAUAA
Molecule: messenger RNA, 4591 nt
Organism: Musa acuminata AAA Group (dessert banana)
Lineage: Eukaryota; Viridiplantae; Streptophyta; Magnoliopsida; Zingiberales; Musaceae
Product: rust resistance kinase Lr10-like
Exons: 5
Coding region: 2290-4305 (671 amino acids)
Biological process (GO): protein phosphorylation
Molecular function (GO): protein binding; protein kinase activity; polysaccharide binding
Source: RefSeq, a predicted model, not a curated record